CUCAUAAAACCACUUACCCUUUUGUUUCAGGUAUCCAUUCUCAUCCACUAUCUUAGAGACUCCAAUGGAGGAUCCGUUUAGCAAUUUGCCAGAUGAAAUUCUAAGCUGCAUAGUUUCUUUUCUGCCACUAGAAACCAGCCUCAUAUCUACUAGGUGGAGAGACCUGUGGAACCAAGCCCUUGUUAGACAUGGAAGCACACAAGACGACGUAGCUAGUGUUGUUGCUGGUUUUCUGUCUCGUUUUGAAGAGCUUGAUCCAUUAAAACAUCCUCGCAAACUUCAUUUUCACUUUUCUGAUCAAGACACUGCACUCUUUGCAUCCAUUGCAACCAACAGUAAGCUUCUUCUUGAUUUCCCUGCUGGGAUCAAAGACCUCAAAAAGCAGUAUGAGCUCAAGUUUAUACUCAACAAGCAUCACAUCACACACAACACUGUCCCCCCCACUUUCUUAGUCAAAACUCUUUAUUUGAAAUCAGUGAGUCAUUUGACUAGUGAGUUGAUUUCCUCCAUCGUUUCAAAUUUAGAGCAUCUUGAGAAGUUGGUGAUUGUUGAGUGCACCGGGUUGCAAUCUUUGUUCAUUGAGUCUGAAUCAAAGCUUCACGAGUUAACCAUAUUAGAUUGCCCCCAGUUGAAGUCUCUCCAUCUUAGAACUUCUAAGCUUAAAAGUUUCAGACUUGAUGGACCUCUUCCAACGAUUUGGCCAGAAUCCCAUUUCAACCUUAGCCAUGCCAUGCUUAAUUUCAGACUUGGACCAAGCUGUGCUGACUUCAAGGCUCAAUAUUUCAACCAAACACUGUUGACAAUAAAGAAUUGUGAAGCUCUCACUUUAUGUGAGUGGACUUUUCAGGAAUUGAUAUGGCCAUCGAUUUCUCCAAGUGGGAACUUUAUAUUCUAUAAAAUAAGAGAGCUAUGGUGGAUUCACAACCAUAGGGGUGAAAAUAGCAUGGACACCUUAGUCUCCUUUUUGAAAUUAUGUCCUGCCUUGGAGCAACUUUUUGUGACGAAUGAUUCUACAAGUUAUUCGGCUCCACGGUCCAAUUCAUAUUGUUUAACGCAAGAAACUAAAUAUAGUACAAAAUUGGAGCAUCUAAAACGGAUAAAGUUUAUGGGAUUUACAAAUCGAGUGGAUGAAAUCUCAGUGGCAAAGAAAUUGAUUGAAUUAGUCAAGGGAGAGCCUCCAAAGAUAGAGACAUCGGAUGAGAGUUGCUUGAAUGUAGUGAUCGUGCAGUGAUUUUUUUUUUAUGUAGAAAGGAAAAUUAUAUGAACAAGUCAUUUCCCAUGCUCUUUCAGGCUGGGGCUGGCAUAGCGUUAUAAUUCAGAAGAGAUAAAAUAUGUCACUUUUGGAGCCUUUGUUUCUAUAUAUCCUUUUCUGCAAUGUAAUCUUGUAGGGGACAGCACAUCUUUAAAUAUGGUAUGAUUCAUUUUACGGCAAAGAGUGAUUUUGAUUGAA
Messenger RNA from Glycine soja, 1450 nucleotides. Its product is annotated as F-box protein At2g39490-like. NCBI's taxonomy places the organism in Eukaryota, Viridiplantae, Streptophyta, Magnoliopsida, Fabales, Fabaceae. The record is from RefSeq and is a predicted model, not a curated record. Gene Ontology annotation, molecular function: protein binding. The transcript is spliced from 3 exons. Bases 65 to 1231 code for a protein of 388 amino acids.